Adineta ricciae is the source of this 426-nucleotide messenger RNA. NCBI's taxonomy places the organism in Eukaryota, Metazoa, Rotifera, Eurotatoria, Adinetida, Adinetidae. The record is from the annotation of a GenBank genome assembly.
AUGUUAUCUGUUCAUUUAGAUAAAACAUGUAAAUAUGUCCUUAAAUCAGAAGCUCAAUAUUUAAUCAAAACUGAUUCUCAUCUAACUUCGAUUGCAAUUGGAGAUUUGAAUGAUGAUGAUUUAAAUGAUUUUGAUACUUCAAAUUCUGGUUCAAAUACUAUCGGAAUAUUUAUGCAACAAAAAGAGAAUUUCUUUUCGAAUUCUAUCUCCAUUGCUGAUUUCAAUCGAGAUAACACAUUAGAUAUCGCUGUGGCAAAUUUUGGCACGAAUAAUAUUGGGAUUUUUCUUGGAAAAGGAAAUAGAACAUUCAUCACAUGGAAAUUGAUUUCUCUUGAAAGAUCUCGCCCACGAUGGACAUCUAAUGAAGAUCUAAAUAAUGAUUCACUCAUUGAUUUAGUUACAGUUAAUAUGGAACAAAUGAUAUGA